UGUGGCCAUCUAGCAGUUGCAGACGAAACUGAGAUGUGUUUUGGACGCUUUGUGGUUAUAUCUAUUGGGUUAUAUUAUCCACUUUUUCUUAAUAAAAAGGGAAGAAUAUUAUUGUAAAUUUUCCUGUACAUGUAAAUAUGCUUAAAUUUCGAAUAAAUACAAUUGUCUUUAGUUUCCUUGUAAUGGGUGAGAAAGGAUAGUUGUGUUAAAGAAAAUAUAUAACCUCAUCAACACAACUGCAAACAGUAUGUCUUCAAAGUAAACAAUGAUGAGCGUGAUUGCUGUGAACACUUUGAAAUGAUAAACAAUAAGUCAAAUUAGAUGAGAUCUUAAAAAUAAAUGAAUAAAUGUCACCAAAACAAUUUACACUACUUGUUUUAAUUUAAAGACGUUAUUUAUAAUAUAGAGAUUUGUUUAUGGACACGAUGGAAAGGGAGAAAGAAACCAAAGAGGCUGAUGAUGCUCAAAUAUUUUUUGAUUUUUUUGUUGAUCUACUCGAAAAUCACAGGGAAACUGCGGUUUAUUAUUUUUCAGAAAACGCUCUUUUGGAUUGGUUUGGCCAAACUGUUAGGGGCGAAAAGGGUAUCAGGGGUUUUUUUAGAACCACUAUAGCAACUGUUACACAUGAAUUUAAAGAUGUGACACCGGUAUCUAAGAUUGGCUACAGGGACAGUCAUGUUGUACAAUUACCAGUUAAAAAAUCUAUAAGAUGUGAGACAUUAGUGCCAGGGAUAACAGAGCUUUUAUGUAACAGUGAAAAAACUCCCCCUAAUAAACCACUCCAAAGAAUAAAUCAUAAUAUUGAGGAAAAAGGGCAAGGGGACGGAUUUCAUGUGGAGCAAAGCCACUAUCAUCAUAGUCCCCCAAAGAGGCUAAGGAUGGAGCAGGGUCAAGGUGACGCUGAAGCAUCAGUAGCUUCAAUUAAAUAUUUGAGUACAAACGGUUAUGUGGAGUUCCACAAAAAGUCCUCAAAAAAACUGCAAACAGAAACAAAGUGGAAACGGCCCUGUAAACUGGAAAUUGCUUAUUCCAUAGAUCCAGUGGAAAAGUAUAUAAUUCAUCUUGUGAUUUAUGAAGGGAAUAUGAAGUGUCGUAAAAAUCUACUAAAAGAUUUUGAAGCUUGUCAUAGUAAAGACGUCACAUGAAGUUAUUUUAAUUGAUUAGUUUUUUUGUUGUUUGUACGUAUAUAUUAAAAAAUACGUACUAAUAUUGGCUUUUCUUGAAUAUAGUAAGAUAUAUUUGUAGGUAUAUAAAGAGUUUCAGAUAAAUCAGGGGUAAAAAUUUUUGAAAUAAAUCGUGUUUUCAUUUUUUGAAUGUAUCGAAAAUAGUUACCAUUUUUUAGAUUCAUUUUAAUAUAUUAUAACAGUACAAAUUUUCCAAUCAACAUUACAUAUUAAUGAAAGAAUUAAUUAACAAUUAUCAUUGUAAUGUUAUUCUGUCUAUAUGAUGGUUAUAUGUAAUGGGUUUAGUUAGCGCUCUUUUGUAAAUAUUGAUAGUAAUGAUAAAGUGAUAAAAGGUAUGUUAUAUAUGAAUAUUUUUGUUACCGUACUUGUAAUUUUCUGUUUAGAAUAGGAGAGUAAUCUUGUAAUUUUUAAUCAAAUCGUCAGUAUUUCUAUUUUAUCGAAACAUUAUGUAGUGUCUGAUUUAAUUGUAGUGAUUUAACUGUUUUGUGUUAACUAAUUGAGAAUAGAACCUGUCGAUCUGAUUUUUUGUUCCCUUGUGUUGUUUGUGCAAUUACUAUUUUUUUAUGCUUCGAUUUUUUAAAUUGUGGAAUAUUUUUAUAUUUUUUUAAAUAUAUAAUUACAUUUUAACUAAUGGUUCUCUAAACAAUUUCAUUUUUAUAGAAAUAUAUUGAACUUAGGUUUUAGGUUUUAAAAUCAGAAAACGGGUGGGUGGCUUAACAUAAAAUACAUUUUAUAUAUUCUCA
This is a messenger RNA of Agrilus planipennis (emerald ash borer), 1927 nucleotides long. RefSeq lists its product as uncharacterized. NCBI's taxonomy places the organism in Eukaryota, Metazoa, Arthropoda, Insecta, Coleoptera, Buprestidae. The record is from RefSeq and is a predicted model, not a curated record. Bases 417 to 1145 code for a protein of 242 amino acids. The transcript has 4 exons.